CUUCCGUCAGCAUUUUAUUGUGCUUGCCUGUCUGUUUGGCCUGCUUAUUUUUUGUACACAUGUGCAGACGUCUUCUCAACUAGGAAGUAGCUGCUGCUACAGUAUCAGUGUAAAGAUGUCAUCAGCCUGAUGCACGAGACGAAACAUGACCUUGACCCAUAUAUCUCACUUUACAUUAACAAAAUCCACCAGUGUUCUCAUGAAUAUGCGGAUUGCAUUGCUGCUGCUCUCAGUAUGUUCAGAGACAGUCUUUUGCUUCAGUCAUGGAAAAGUUGAAGUGGCUUGUGGGGACAUGACACCCCAACAUGACUCUGACCCCAGCACCAAACAUCCACCAUUCAACAUCAUAGCAGACAAAUCCCAGUUCAGCCCAGGAGAUGAAAUCAAAGUGACAUUAUCAAUGGCGUCUUCAGAGGGCAAACAUUACUUUAAAGGAUUCCUCAUAGAAGCAAGAAAUGCUGGGGAUCUUAAUGAAAUCGUUGGAUCGUUUAAGUUAAUCAGUCCUGACAUAUCUCAGCUUCUUAAGUGUGACAAUAAAGAGGGCUCUGCUGUGAGUCAUACCAGUGAUUCCCAUAAGACUGAGGUCCAGGUGAUCUGGGUAGCACCAUCGGACUCUCCUUCCAGUGUGCAGUUUCUGGUAACUGUUGCUCGAGGCUAUAAAGAAUUUUGGGUGAAGAUUCCAGGUCCCGUGGUGUCCCAAAAUGGUGCAGCUCCUCCACCACAAACUACCUUUGGUGGGUCCAUUGGUGCCCAAACCACAACUUCCACAAUACUGUCACAUUCGUUCACUUCUGAGGGCUGUGGAGGCAGAAAGUCCUGUCUGAGAGAUCCAGAGGGCUGUGACCCACAAAAUGACACUACGUGUCACUUCCUGUCUUUUAGUGCAUUGGGAAGUAAUGUGAUGUUUGAGCUCAGUGGACCUGCAGAGGGUUAUGUGUCCUUUGCCUUAUCACAGGACAAAUGGAUGGGGAACGAUGAUGUCUAUUUGUGUAUCAGAGACACAGACAGAGUUGACAUCAAGGCUGCAUAUGUUUCUGGACGGACGCACCCGAUAAUCUCUUCACAGAACAUUUUGAAAGGCAUAGCAUGGAGGCUCUCAGAUGGAGUGAUUCAGUGUAGCUUCCGCAGAGACAUACACCUCCCACCUGAGAAUCUGAAUAGGUUCGAUCUGGACCAGAUGUACUACCUCUUUAUGGCUCAUGGUAGAGCUGAAGAUGGGCGAACCCAUCGACAUGACCACCAGCCUAUAAUUUCAACCUAUCGGGCAGCCAUAACGGGACCUCCUGAGGAUCUAACUGGUUCUCGAUCACCCCUGCUCAUCAAAUAUCAUGGGGCUUUCAUGCUGAUCGCCUGGACAUCGACGGUCAGUGCUGGUGUCAUCAUGGCACGAUACUUCAAACCUGAUUGGCCUGAAAGGAAUAUUUUGGGGCAGAAGGUCUGGUUUCAGUUACAUCGAAUGCUAAUGACCAUCACAGUUCUGCUCACCUUGGUCGGCUUUGUUUUGCCUUUUAUGUACAGAGGAGGCUGGAGCAAGCGUGCGGGCAUACACCCCUAUUUGGGCUGUGUUGUCAUGGCACUCGCUGUCAUCCAACCUGUCAUGGCACUUUUCAGACCUGCGCCAGAUGCCUCAAGGAGAUAUAUCUUCAACUGGAUGCAUUUUGGGACAGGAACAGUUGCUCAAGUCGUGGCUGUUGUCACCAUCUUCCUCGGGAUCCAUCAGCAAGCUCUGUCCCUGCCUGCUCCGUGGUCCACAGGGGUCUUGGCAUUCCUUGUGGUGUGGUUUGUGCUGGCAGAUUUGGUUCUGGAAGUCCAUCGAAGGGGGUUUUUACCUAUAGGUAAAUAUUUAAAAAAUGUCAAAAUCUACACUGAACAUAUCAAUUUUGACGACAAAGAGGAGGUUGUGUUUGUUCCUGAUGAGAAUGAGACUUAUAGCAUGGAAUCUUGUUUUAAAAACAUAGUUCUGGCUAUUUAUCUCUGUGGAAAUCUGGGAUUUCUGACUACUCUCCUUUGGAGUAUCAGAGCAGUAUGACACAAUCUCAGCAGUCGUUUCCACAUUUAGUCUCUGGAACUUUAACUAAUCGUGCCUAUUUUAAAACAAGCCAAAGAAAUAUGGAGUAAGAUUGAUUUAUGACGGGCCACCUGUCAAUUUACAGUGAUCAUUAGAAUGAAUUUGUCUGAUUUGAAAUUGCAUUUCUUGACUGCUUAGGUAUAAAUCAAUUUAGUAUAUAUUUUUUAGCACUUUUUGUAAUUAAUGUUUUUAUUAUAUAUGUACACAAUGGCUAACCUAUAAAAUUAUUUGUAGUAAAGAACAAUGUCAGCUUGUUAUUUAAAUGUCUGUUCCUGAUCUGCUUUAAGUUUGUAUUGCAUCUGAAGAACAUUUUUUCCUUUGUGUGAUUUGGUGACCGCAUUUAAUUAACAAUGUUUACAGAUCGGUCUUGAUGCUGUGUAUGUCUUUUUCUAAAUAUGAAAUAAUCAUGUUUUAACCACCUUAUUCUAGAUUCUAGUGCCUAAUAUUGAUUUGUGGAUUUAAAGACUGUUACUGUUGCCUGAAAUGUAAAUAUUAUUAACAGUGUAUCCAUUCUGUACAAAGACUGAAUAUAGUUUGGAUGAAGUGGACCAUUUAUUUGAAGUUUUUGCACAGAUGACAAUCUGUGACAGAUCAAUCAUCUUUUUAAAUAAAACUUGUGAAAUUAAACUGUGUUGCUAGAUUUCUCUUCUAGAAUAUGUUCAUACAUUUUGUAUUAAUAUGUGUCUUUACACUGUUAUUUUAGCCCUUUAGGAUCAUGGGUAGCUGUGCUGCUGGCUCUCUAUUUUAAACUUUUGAUGAAUUAAUUAUUUCAAAGGCUGCCAAAGUAAUGUGUGUGCAGUAAUUCUGUGUAUGAGGAAGUUUUUUCUCCUGUGAAGAGUUAUUUUAAUACAAAGACAAUAUGGUGCGGUUCCUCGUCAACAUAAUCAACUGUUUUAGUAUAAAUUGACAACUGCCUUUAAUUGACAUUUAUUUCUUAAUUUGUAUUUUGAACACGGUUGUUCAAACGGUAUGCAAAGCAAGUAUAUUCUUGAGACUGACUUGGAUUCAAAUUUUAGCAAGCAACACUGUUUUAUAAGCAUGGCGGUUUGACAUAAAUAUACACAAUCCGUGGACAACAAAGCAACAGGUCAUUUUUAAAUAAUAGAUUAUUUUCUAAGAUUAAUAUCAUUACUAAAUACUAGAUUUAAGCUUUUCAUACUAAGUAUAACUGAAGUACUGAAAUGUAAUCUGGAAAUGUAGUCCUAUAUUAUUAGAGCAAUCAUAGCAAUCAAAUUCAGAUCAAUUCUUUAAAAAAGGAAUAGUCCUUUGUCAAAAGAUACUAAUUGAUCUGUUUUCAGUGAUAUUUAACAAAAUACAUAGAUUUUGUAUACAUUUUCACUUAAAUUUUAUCCUAAAACCCUGUAAUACUGCUUCAUAUUUUCAUA
Molecule: messenger RNA, 3453 nt
Organism: Sinocyclocheilus anshuiensis
Lineage: Eukaryota; Metazoa; Chordata; Actinopteri; Cypriniformes; Cyprinidae
Product: putative ferric-chelate reductase 1
Exons: 17
Coding region: 146-2029 (627 amino acids)
Cellular component (GO): membrane
Source: RefSeq, a predicted model, not a curated record